This is a messenger RNA of Neofelis nebulosa (Clouded leopard), 2000 nucleotides long. RefSeq names its product sphingosine kinase 1 (gene SPHK1). The record is from RefSeq and is a predicted model, not a curated record. Bases 507 to 1670 code for a protein of 387 amino acids. Gene Ontology annotation, cellular component: intracellular membrane-bounded organelle; cytoplasm; membrane. Gene Ontology annotation, biological process: negative regulation of apoptotic process; sphingosine biosynthetic process; cellular response to growth factor stimulus. The transcript is spliced from 6 exons. NCBI's taxonomy places the organism in Eukaryota, Metazoa, Chordata, Mammalia, Carnivora, Felidae.
UCGUGGCUCCUGGGCGCCCACUCGGCGCUCGGCUGAGGGAGGCGACGGCCGGCCGCGGGGCUCGGGCUCGGCCCUCGCGCGACCCCGGCGCGGCUCCCACGAGCAAGGCGCGCGUCCGGGCAGCGUCGCGGGGCCUCGGGAGGCGCGCGCGGCGACCCCCCGCCGCUCUGGAGCUCGCGGUUGUGGCCCCGGCCCGCCGGGGGUGGCUCGGGGCGGCGAUCGCUCGCGCCCAACUUCGCGCCCCGCGAUGCCCGCUCACGUUCUGGGAUUUUUACGCAACCGGACUCCCCUCCCUCUGGCAGUCCCCGGGGGAUCCCGCAGCCGCAGGGGAUGACGCCGGUACCUCCGCGGCCCCGACUCCGGGCGGGAAGGGCGAGCCCCUCAGCCCGCACCGCGUCGCCCGCCUGGGCGGCACCGAUAAGGAGCUGAAGGCAGGAGCCGCCGCCGCGGGCAGCCCCCCAACGGCGCUGGGAGCGCCCUGGCAGCUGGAGCCGCGGGACGAGGUUAUGGAUCCAGCGGGCGGCGGCGGGAGCCUGCUGCCCGAGCGGUGCCGCGUGCUGGUCCUGUUAAACCCGCGCGGAGGCAAGGGCAAGGCGCUGCAGCUCUUCUGGAGCCACGUGCAGCCCCUGCUGGCCCAGGCCGGCAUCUCCUUCACGCUGAUGCUCACUGAGCGUCGGAACCACGCUCGGGAGCUGGUGCAGGGGUUGGAGCUGGGGCGCUGGGACGCGCUGGUGGUCAUGUCUGGAGACGGGCUGAUGUACGAGGUGGUGAACGGGCUCAUGGAGCGGCCCGACUGGGAGACUGCCAUCCGGAAGCCCCUGUGUAGCCUCCCAGCCGGCUCCGGCAACGCACUGGCAGCUUCUUUGAACCAUUAUGCCGGCUACGAGCAGGUGACUAACGAGGACCUCUUGACCAACUGCACCCUGCUGCUGUGCCGCCGGCUGCUGGAGCCCAUGAACCUCCUGUCACUGCAGACCGCCUCGGGGCUGCGCGUCUUCUCCGUGCUUAGCCUGUCCUGGGGCUUCAUCGCUGAUGUGGAUCUGGAGAGCGAGAAGUUUCGGCGCCUCGGGGAGCUCCGCUUCACUCUGGGCACCUUCCUGCGCCUGGCGGCGCUGCGCGUGUACCGGGGCCGACUGGCCUACCUCCCCGCAGGAAGGGGGGUCCCCGGGGUGCCCGCCUCCCCUGCAGUGGACCGGCAGGAGCAGCAGGGCCCCACGGACGCGCACCUCGUACCCCUGGAGGAGCCGGUGCCCGCGCACUGGACGGUGGUGCCGGAGCAGGACUUCGUGCUGGUGCUGGCGUUGCUGCACUCGCACCUGGGCAGCGAGAUGUUCGCUGCCCCGAUGGGCCGCUCUGCCGCCGGCACCAUGCACCUGUUCUACGUGCGGGCGGGCGUGUCUCGGGCCACGCUGCUGCGCCUCUUCCUGGCCAUGGAGAAGGGGAGGCACUUGGAGCAGGCCUGUCCCUACUUGGUGUACGCGCCCGUGGUCGCCUUCCGCCUGGAGCCCAAGGAUGGAAAGGGUGUGUUUGCCGCCGACGGGGAGUUGUUGGUCAGCGAGGCUGUGCAGGGCCAGGUGCACGAGAACUGCAUCUGGAUGGUCAGUGGCUGCGCGGAGCCCCCACCCGGCCAGAAGCCUCGGCGGGGAUCCCCUCCAGAAAAGCCCUUAUGACUCCACGGGCCUUGUCGUGCCUUAGCCUGCUUGGUCUACUCCGAGCUCAGGAUCCUCUCCCCUUCCCCCAGGACCGGAGGGCCUGUCCCCAGCUCGUGUGGUGGUGGGGAGGAGGAGCAAGCGGACCCCUGGAGAAGGUGGGAAGGCGGAGGACUUGCUUUGGAAGGCCGGGCUCUGCCUCCCAAAGGCCAGAAUGAGGCUCUGGACCAGGAGCCCAGCCGGUUGCCCCCCCCCCCCCCCCCCGCCCCUGCCUAUGGGAGCCAGUCCCGUUUUGUCCUGGGAGCCCCACCCCAUGAAUCAAAACACAAAUAAAGUGACCCUCCCAGCCUA